AUGGAUUUCGACAGUUUGAAGACCCAGGUCAGCAACCUGACCCUCUACGACCUCAAGGCCGGGGUUCGCAAGGUCCAAAAUGCGGUCAUGAAUCUCACCGAGAUGGAGUCCAAGGUCCGAGAAGCCACGAACGGAGAUCCUUGGGGUGCUUCGGCCUCUUUGAUGCAAGAAAUUGCUCAGGGAACACAUAACUAG
Messenger RNA from Exophiala bonariae, 195 nucleotides. RefSeq lists its product as uncharacterized. The transcript is spliced from 3 exons. Gene Ontology annotation, cellular component: endosome; plasma membrane; clathrin vesicle coat. The coding region runs from base 1 to 195 and encodes 64 amino acids. Gene Ontology annotation, molecular function: phospholipid binding; clathrin binding. NCBI's taxonomy places the organism in Eukaryota, Fungi, Ascomycota, Eurotiomycetes, Chaetothyriales, Herpotrichiellaceae. Gene Ontology annotation, biological process: endocytosis; Golgi to endosome transport. The record is from RefSeq and is a predicted model, not a curated record.